AGCUUGGCGUGCUGUCAGUCCCUCUCAACCCCCAUCCCAUCCCAUCCCAUCCCAUCCCAUCCCAACCUCCAUUCCUUCGUCCCUUGCCAACUCUGAUCUCUCACCUGAAAAAUGUCAGCGUGAGUAGCCAUUCCAUCUGCACAGCACCUCGUCUACUAAACCUCAUUAGCAUUCACUCCAGAGUCCAGACGCACACAAAGGCCAGAGUCGGAGGAGAUGAUGAAGGCCAUGGCCGGUCCGAAGCUGCUCGUCGUCCACACGUCGUCGAACAAGGCCCUGAACGGGAUGGCGCCGGCGUCGCCCAUGCCGUUCCAUGGGUGGUCCCGGUGCAUGUGGCUGGUGGUCUUCUUGGCCUUGUUCACCUGCGUGUCCCUCCUCACCGUGUUCUCCACGGCGCGCGCCUCGGCCGGGGCGGCGUACCAGGCGGCGCCCUUCACGGCCAGCGCCGGCGCCGCGGAGGCUGGCCUGCCGCGGUACGUGUUCGACGCGCUGGUGCAUUACGCGGCGGCGGCGGGGAACUCGUCGUCGAGCAUGCCGGAGCCGGACGUGCGCGCGAUCGCGUCGGUGCUCCGGCGGCGCGCGCCGUGCAACCUGCUGGUGUUCGGGCUGGGCGCGGAGACGCCGCUGUGGCGCGCGCUGAACCACGGCGGGCGCACGGUGUUCCUGGACGAGAACCCCUACUACGUGGCGCACCUGGAAGGGAAGCACCCGGGGCUGGAGGCCUACGACGUGGCCUACGCCACGGCGGUGCGCGAGCUCCCGGACCUCCUCGACGCCGCCCGCGCCGCGCGCGCCGCCGAGUGCCGCCCCGUCCAGAACCUGCUCUUCUCCGAGUGCCGCCUCGCCAUCAACGACCUCCCCAACCAGCUCUACGACGUCGCCUGGGACGUCAUCCUCGUCGACGGCCCGCGCGGGUUCACGGAGGGGUCGCCGGGGAGGAUGUCGGCGAUCUACUCGGCGGCGGUGAUGGCGCGGACCAAGGGCACGGAGACGGAGGUGAUGGUGCACGACUACGAGCGGGAGGUGGAGCGCGCGUGCGGCCGGGAGUUCCUGUGCGACGAGAACGGGGUCGCGGCGACCAGCACGCCGUCGCUCGGUCACUUCCUCGUGCGCGGCGGCGCCGCCGUCAACCGGGAAGCCUUCUGCGGGCCGCCCGCCGCUCAGAAAUCGAAAUCGAACUAAGCGACGAGUAGUUACUUCUGCUUCCCCCGUUUUUAGCCCCAACAUGCUCCAGUUCUUUGAGCGAUGAUCUUCCUCGUCCUGUCGUCCAGGCAGAUAAAUUGACAGGAGAAAGUAAUGAACUCGCAGAAUUGUGUCAAUGUAGCAUAGAGAUCAGUGGUUCCUUGUAUUCUUAUCGCACAAAUCUUCUUUGUGAGUUGUGGUGGGUCCAAUGAUUUCUCCCUUCAAACAUAUGGUAAUGCCUGACGUGCCAACGCAUUUGACACAUUUUAAGAGAGAUUUUGGCACUUGCGAUUCUUAUA
Sorghum bicolor (sorghum) is the source of this 1481-nucleotide messenger RNA. Its product is annotated as protein IRREGULAR XYLEM 15. The record is from RefSeq and is a predicted model, not a curated record. NCBI's taxonomy places the organism in Eukaryota, Viridiplantae, Streptophyta, Magnoliopsida, Poales, Poaceae. The transcript is spliced from 2 exons. Gene Ontology annotation, biological process: xylan biosynthetic process. Bases 217 to 1182 code for a protein of 321 amino acids.